CAUUCUGGAUAAAACUAGAACUUUCGAUUAAUCAUCUAUAAAUAAAAUCUAAAUGUCUUGAAUUUAUUCAUCAGAAACAAUUCAUCAAAACCUUAAAACAAAAUCGAUGAUCAAUUGAAAUUCCUGAAAGAAUGUCGCUAAUUCCAAGCUUCUUCGAAAUCCGACGAAGCAACAUCUUCAACCCAUUCUCUCUUAAUUUAUGGGACCCUUUUCAAGAUUUCCCCUUAAAAAACACCACCUCUCGAUCAAUCUCCACCACUGGUGGCGACACGGCUGCAUUUGUGAACGCCCGAAUUGACUGGAAAGAGACUUCGGAAGCCCAUGUAUUCAAAGCGGAUUUACCUAGUUUGAAGAAAAGUGGUGGCGACACGACUGCAUUUGUGAACGCCCGAAUUGACUGGAAAGAGACUCUGGAAGCCCAUGUAUUCAAGGCGGAUUUACCUGGUUUGAAGAAAAGUGGUGGCGACACGGCUGCAUUUGUGAACGCCCGAAUUGACUGGAAAGAGACUCCGGAAGCCCAUGUAUUCAAGGUGGAUUUACCUGGUUUGAAGAAAAAGGAGGUGAAGGUUGAGGUUGAAGAUGGGAAGGUGCUCCAAAUCAGUGGUGAGAGAAACAGGAAGCAAGAGGAGAAGAAUGACAAGUGGCAUCGAGUUGAACGGAGUUCUGGAAAGUUCCAAAGGAGGUUUAGGUUGCCGGAGAAUGCGAAGAUGGAGGAGAUCAAAGCUAAUACGGAGAAUAGUGUUCUUACUGCCACUGUUCCUAAAGCAGAGGAGAAGAAGUCUGAAAUCAAGUCCAUUGACAUUUCUGCUGCUUAAUUAAAUGUACUCAUUAAUCUUUAUAAUAGGAACUUAAAAAAUAGUAUGGUGGUUGAAUGUUUGAUGUACGUUUAUGAUAGUAUGUGACAAAAUAUAAUGAAUAAUUCUCUGUGCAA
Messenger RNA from Chenopodium quinoa (quinoa), 931 nucleotides. Its product is annotated as 17.8 kDa class I heat shock protein-like. NCBI's taxonomy places the organism in Eukaryota, Viridiplantae, Streptophyta, Magnoliopsida, Caryophyllales, Amaranthaceae. The transcript has a single exon. Gene Ontology annotation, biological process: protein folding; response to salt stress; protein complex oligomerization. The record is from RefSeq and is a predicted model, not a curated record. The coding region runs from base 132 to 815 and encodes 227 amino acids.